CUGGGCGCCUGCGCACUAACUCUUCCUCAGGCGGCCGCCAUGGCUGGGCAAGAGGAUCCGGUGCAGCGAGAGAUUCACCAGGACUGGGCGAACCGGGAGUACAUAGAGAUCAUCACCAGCAGCAUCAAGAAAAUCUCGGACUUUCUCAAUUCGUUCGAUAUGUCUUGUCGGUCAAGACUUGCAACGCUAAAUGAGAAAUUGACAGCCCUGGAACGGAGAAUAGAGUACAUUGAAGCACGGGUGACAAAAGGUGAAACACUCACCUAGAACUGUGCCACACUGCUGCUGGGAAGUUGCUGUACAGAACACAGGCCACGUGGGAAAGGCCCAGCAGCCUUCUGCUCCUCCUCCUCUCCUUAAAGAGCAACAGGGCUUUUUCUUGUUUUUCUUUUUUCAAAAGUGGCCUUUGGGCUCUGCCAUGUUCAUCUGGGAUGUGAUGUGGCGUAGGGGAGAAGUCCAGGGACCUCUGAAACAGCAUUAGGCAUUUUCCCUUUUCAGUAACAUUUUAUGGAACUACUUGUCAAUGUUUUGGAGGUGCACAGAGCCAAAAGGCUGGGACUCUGUUAAGGUCCCAUCCACCUCUCAUGCUCUCUCUCUCUCUCUCUCUCUCUCUCUCUCUCUCUCUCUCUCUGACAUUCUCUCCAGUUCCCAUUGCCUCUGCACUGAUUCUGUCCACAGUCUGUCGUCUCCCCACCCAUGGUGGGAAGUUGGGGGCUGUCUUGGCUGAGACACUCAUGCCCUGGCAGUGUGGCUGCCAGAAAAUGUUGCUAACCCACCAGUUCCUUGUUUUGGGGAGGUCAAAACCAGGUCCCCAGUUGGCUUAAAGGGACAUUUUCAGUUUUCUUUCUGUCACUUGGGGUACUUAUGCCUCACAUAUUUCCCUAAUAAACUCCUCAACUUUA
Molecule: messenger RNA, 902 nt
Organism: Nannospalax galili (Upper Galilee mountains blind mole rat)
Lineage: Eukaryota; Metazoa; Chordata; Mammalia; Rodentia; Spalacidae
Gene: Brk1
Product: BRICK1 subunit of SCAR/WAVE actin nucleating complex
Exons: 3
Coding region: 40-267 (75 amino acids)
Biological process (GO): actin filament organization; regulation of actin polymerization or depolymerization; cell motility
Cellular component (GO): SCAR complex
Molecular function (GO): protein-containing complex binding
Source: RefSeq, a predicted model, not a curated record